Schistocerca serialis cubense is the source of this 1396-nucleotide messenger RNA. RefSeq names its product odorant receptor Or2-like. NCBI's taxonomy places the organism in Eukaryota, Metazoa, Arthropoda, Insecta, Orthoptera, Acrididae. The record is from RefSeq and is a predicted model, not a curated record. The transcript is spliced from 6 exons. Bases 1 to 1206 code for a protein of 401 amino acids. Gene Ontology annotation, molecular function: odorant binding; olfactory receptor activity. Gene Ontology annotation, cellular component: plasma membrane. Gene Ontology annotation, biological process: sensory perception of smell; detection of chemical stimulus involved in sensory perception of smell.
AUGAGCGUCGAGGGCGGGCAGACGUGGCGGUCCACGGCGGGUUCGGUGCUCAAGUACAACGUGCGCCUGCUGUUCCUGUGCGGGCUGUGGCCCCUGGGACAGGGCCGGCUCUACGCAGUCCUCACGACGAGCGUGCUGGUCGCAGCCACGCUCCACGCCGCAGGUGCCUUCGUCGGUCUCUGCUCGGAGCCAGGGGGUCUCCAGGAGGUGACACUGUCGCUCGCCAACCUGUUCGUCGUGUGCUCCGCCAUUGUCAAGUCGUGCUUCUUCUUGGCGGACCGUACCAGAUUCUGUGCGCUGGUCACCACCCUCGAUCGGCUGGUGCUGGAGAGCAGCCAGCGCGGCCCGGUGGACGCCGCCCUGGGUUCGCGGCUGGCGGCGUCGCGGCGGCGCGCCGUGCGCCUGACGCUGGCCUUCCACCUGUACGUGCUGUCCGCGCUGGUGGCCUGGAGCCUGAUGCCCGCGAUCCAUCGCCAGCGCCGACUGCCCUACCAGCAGCUGCGCUGGCUCGACACCUCCUCCGCGGCCGUCUACGGCGCCUCGUACGCGCUCCAGUGCACCGCCACCUUCUUCUGCUCCUUCAUCAACACCCACCUGGACGUCUUCUUCAUGGCCGUCAUGAUCCACGUGACGGACCAGUUCAGGAUCCUCGCAGCGCGAUUCGCCGACCUGCGGCUCGACGCGGAUUGUAACCCAGAGCGCCGCGUGCUGCAGGACGGGUCUUCGAGGCUGAGCGAAGAACUGUACCGGGAGCUGAGUCUCUGCAUCCAGAACCACCAGGACCUCGUGAGGCUGGUCCACCUGCUCGACGAUGUGAUGAGCCCCAUAGCUAUGACGCAGUUUGUGGUGGGCGCCGUCAACGCCUGUAUGGUGCUCUUCCCGGCUACAUACAGCACUGACGUGGGAGCCGUCCUCAAGUGCUGGGCUGCCCUGCCUAUGGUGGGCAUCCAGAUCUUCCUGUACUGCUCGGGAGCCCACGACAUCAUGGAGCAGGCGGAGACGGUGUCCAGCGCGGCUUACGACUGCUCCUGGUUGGGGGCGGACCGGAGGCGGCGACGCGCGCUGCUGCUGGUCAUGUGCCGAGCCCAGAGGCCGCUGCAGCUCACAGCAGGCAAGCUCUACCCUAUCAACAGGCCCACAUUCCUCUCGCUUUUGCAGGUGACCUACUCUUACUACACAUUGCUUCAGAACCUGAACAGUCGAUAAGAAGAAAACUUCAUAUUAGAGGAGCACUAUGGAUUAAAAGAAUGGACUAUCACCAGCCCCUUUCCUUAGAAGGAUUUCUGGAAAAUCAUUAUCACAUCCACACCAGCAAUCAACACUGUCAUUCUUGUUAUAGCCAGAAAGAAAUUAAUGAGGCAGAUUGCUUUUCUGCACAGAGUAGAACAACAUGUUA